Molecule: messenger RNA, 3860 nt
Organism: Periophthalmus magnuspinnatus
Lineage: Eukaryota; Metazoa; Chordata; Actinopteri; Gobiiformes; Gobiidae
Gene: dhx38
Product: DEAH (Asp-Glu-Ala-His) box polypeptide 38
Exons: 27
Coding region: 23-3838 (1271 amino acids)
Biological process (GO): mRNA splicing, via spliceosome
Cellular component (GO): intracellular anatomical structure; spliceosomal complex
Molecular function (GO): RNA binding; ATP binding
Source: RefSeq, a predicted model, not a curated record
CAGUAAUGUGUCUAUAAGCAGAAUGACAAACCUGUCGAAGAAGAAGAGGAGGGAUUGUGGGAUUGAAAUGGCGGCCUCCGCAGCUACCAUGGAUGAGGAUGUGUCCAUGCACAGACUCGCUGGGUCAGAUCCGUCUUCUCAGGUUGGGGGACUGAUCGUAAAGAAGAAGAGUGCUGCUCCAGAAGCUCACGUUUUUCGGGCACCCACUCCACGGACAUCUCUGUUGGGCUUGGAUCUGUUAGCUGCUCAGAAAAGGAAAGAGCGAGAUUUAAAGGAAAAAGCUGAUGGUUCAGAUGAAGAACAAAACUCCAAGAAAUCUAAAGUUUCAUCCUACAAAGACUGGGACGAGGGAAAAAGUGAUUCUGGCUCCGACGAGGAGGAUGAUGACAAAAGUAAAGACACCAAGAAGGAAAGCAGAAAGUAUCGUGUGACUGGCUCUGAAACGCCGUCCAACCCUGGAGGAGUCAGUGAGGAGUUCCGCCGCAGACAUGAGCAGCGAGAGAAAGACCGUCGCGAACAUGGAGUUUAUGCCUCAUCAAAAGAGGACAGGAAACGGGAGAAAGACAGGGAGCGAAGUAGAGACAAACACAGGGACAGGCGCAGUGAACGAGAUGACAGAGAAAGCAGCAGGGGGCGCUCGGAGCGUGGUGACCGCAGUGACAGAAGUGACCGCUCACAGAGAGAUGGCUGGUCAGAGCGAAUUAGCCGCGGUAGCAGGAGAGAUGAGCCAAUGACUCCACAGUCCCACUCCAGAGACACACCUUCCAGAUCCAACUGGGAGGAGGAUGACAGCGGUUAUGCCAGCACUCGACAUUCCCAAUGGGAGUCUCCCUCUCCUGCUCCUUCACACCGAGAUUCAGACCGCUCCGAGAGAAGCCAUAGGUCUGGCAGAGAGAGUGAGCGGAGGGACAGGUCAGUCAAAGGCCGUUACCCUGAUGACACACCUCUCCCAACCCCUUCAUACAAGUACAAUGAAUGGGCCAAUGACAGAAGACAUUUUGGUUCAACUCCCCGUUUAUCACAAGGAAAAGGUAAAAAAGGAGAUGGUGAAAGUGGAAUUCCAUUUGAUAAUGAGGAUGAACAAGAACAGUGGGAGGAAGAUCAGAAGCAAGCGGAUAGAGAUUGGUACAUGAUGGAUGAAGGAUAUGAUGAAUUCCACAACCCUUUCACUUCUACAUCAGAUGAAUAUGUGAAGAAAAGGGAACAAAUUCUCCAGAAACAAACCCAGAAAAGGAUUUCUGCCCAAAAGCGACAGAUCAAUGAGGAUAAUGAAAGAUGGGAGACCAACCGUAUGCUGACCAGUGGUGUUGUUCAAAGGCUGGAAGUGGAUGAAGAUUUUGAAGAGGAUAAUGCUGCCAAGGUGCACUUACAAGUGCACAAUUUGGUUCCUCCUUUCUUAGAUGGGAGAAUAGUCUUCACCAAACAGCCAGAGCCAGUUAUCCCUGUUAGAGAUCCGACGUCAGACAUGGCCAUCAUCUCUCGCAAAGGCAGCCAACUUGUUCGUAAACACAGGGAGCAAAAGGAACGCAAAAAGGCACAACAUAAACACUGGGAGUUGGCUGGAACUAAGCUGGGAGAUAUUAUGGGGAUCAAGAAGACUGAAGAGGAUGAGUCUGGAGCCAGGGUCAUCGGGGAAGAUGGGAAAGUAGAUUACAGAGCUGAGCAGAAAUUUGCCGAGCACAUGAAAGAAAAGAGUGAGGCCACCAGUGAAUUUGCUAAAAAGAAGAGUAUUACAGAGCAGAGGCAAUACCUACCCAUUUUUGCUGUGAGACAACAACUUCUUAACAUCAUAAGGGAUAAUAGCAUAGUUAUUGUUGUUGGAGAGACAGGAAGUGGCAAAACCACCCAGUUAACUCAAUACUUGCAUGAAGAUGGUUACACAAGUUAUGGCAUGGUGGGAUGCACUCAACCCAGAAGAGUGGCAGCUAUGAGUGUUGCUAAACGAGUGAGUGAAGAAAUUGGCAGCAACCUGGGAGAAGAGGUGGGCUAUGCUAUUCGAUUUGAGGACUGCACAUCUGAGCAGACAGUGAUAAAGUACAUGACUGAUGGUAUUCUGCUCAGAGAGUCACUGAGAGAGUCCGACUUGGACCAUUACAGUGCAGUGAUCAUGGAUGAGGCUCAUGAGCGCUCCCUCAAUACCGAUGUCCUGUUUGGGCUGCUCAGAGAGGUUGUGUCACGACGCACUGACUUGAAACUAAUUGUUACGUCUGCUACUAUGGACUCGGAUAAAUUUGCUGCAUUUUUUGGCAAUGUUCCAAUAUUUCACAUUCCAGGAAGAACGUUUCCAGUGGACAUUUUGUUCAGCAAGACUCCUCAAGAGGACUAUGUAGAAGCUGCAGUGAAACAAGCCCUGCAGAUUCAUUUGAGUGGCUUGAUAGGCGACAUUCUUAUUUUUAUGCCUGGACAGGAGGAUAUUGAGGUGACAUCAGAUCAGAUUGUGGAGAGGUUAGGGGAUUUGGACAAUGCUCCCCCUCUGGCUGUACUCCCCAUAUAUUCACAGCUGCCCUCUGACCUCCAGGCCAAAAUCUUCCAAAAGGCUCCAGAUGGUGUCAGAAAAUGUAUAGUGGCUACAAACAUUGCAGAGACCUCCCUCACUGUGGAUGGUAUUAUGUUUGUGGUUGAUUCAGGAUACUGUAAAUUAAAGGUGUUUAAUCCUCGCAUUGGUAUGGAUGCUCUUCAAGUGUAUCCUAUCAGCCAGGCUAACGCUAACCAGCGUGCAGGUCGAGCGGGUCGUACUGGUCCAGGACAGUGUUACAGACUCUACACUCAGAGUGCAUACAAGAAUGAAAUGUUAACCACCACCAUCCCAGAAAUUCAGAGGACUAACCUUGCCAACGUAGUUCUGCUGCUCAAGUCUCUUGGAGUGCAGGACCUUCUCCUCUUCCACUUUAUGGACCCACCGCCUGAGGACAACAUGCUAAACUCUAUGUACCAGCUCUGGAUCCUUGGUGCUCUUGACAACACCGGGGCAUUGACACCCACUGGGCGACUGAUGGUGGAGUUUCCUCUGGACCCAGCUCUGUCCAAAAUGCUCAUUGUGUCAUGUGACAUGGGCUGCAGCGCAGACAUCCUCAUCAUUGUGUCCAUGCUUUCUGUGCCUGCGAUAUUUUACCGACCAAAAGGUCGUGAGGAGGAAAGUGAUCAAGUGAGGGAAAAGUUUGCUGUCCCAGAGAGUGACCAUCUGACUUACCUUAAUGUGUACAUGCAGUGGAAGAACAAUAAUUACUCCAGCAUCUGGUGCAACGAGCACUUUAUUCACACCAAGGCCAUGCGCAAGGUGCGGGAGGUGCGCUCACAGUUAAAGGACAUCAUGGUACAACAGAGGAUGAAUUUGGCGUCCUCUGGCUCUGACUGGGACGUGAUCAGGAAGUGUAUCUGUGCUGCUUACUUUCACCAGGCAGCCAAGCUCAAGGGCAUUGGUGAAUAUGUGAAUGUGAGGACGGGCAUGCCGUGUCACCUCCAUCCCACCAGCUCUCUGUUUGGAAUGGGCUACACCCCUGACUACAUCAUUUACCACGAACUUGUCAUGACAACCAAGGAAUACAUGCAGUGUGUAACAGCAGUUGAUGGAGAGUGGCUUGCUGAACUUGGACCAAUGUUUUACAGCAUCAAACAUGCAGGCAAAAGUAGACAGGAAAACCGUCGCCGUGCCAAAGAGGAGAUUACCAACAUGGAGGAGGAGAUGGCCAUGGCACAAGAGCAGAUGCGGGCCCGUCGAGAGGAGCAGGAAAGGAAGAGCAACCCGGGCAGUGUCAGGGGUGUCAAGAUUUGCACACCUGGAAGAAAAGACGAAGCUCCUAUGACGCCAAAAAGAACGCCCGCCCGUUUUGGCCUGUAGAUUGCUUAGACUGAAUAAAUGG